Messenger RNA from Aspergillus vadensis CBS 113365, 603 nucleotides. RefSeq lists its product as uncharacterized. Bases 228 to 539 code for a protein of 103 amino acids. The transcript has 2 exons. The record is from RefSeq and is a predicted model, not a curated record. NCBI's taxonomy places the organism in Eukaryota, Fungi, Ascomycota, Eurotiomycetes, Eurotiales, Aspergillaceae.
UUCAAUUAAUUAUUAUCUUUCCUCCCAUCUUGGACACACUCUUAUUACUGUAUGUAGAUGUACUACUACAGAACAAAAGGCAAAAAAGAAGAAAAAAAAAGAAAAGUAUCAUACUUGGGAAUGACGUGAUAUGCUUUCCCAGUCUCCUCAGUAGGACACAGUACAGUUUGAUGGCUUGUAUCGCAUUGGAAUUUAAUAAAAUGGUUUAUGGGCCAACCAGAUGAGAGAUGUCGGAUAAUCUUUCCACGCCCUUUCUUUCUCUUUCUUUUCUUUCUUUCUUUUUCAUCUCUACAAUUGCCAUCUCUCCUUUUCUUCUAUCAAAUUACCUCCUUUUAAUAGGCACCGAAUUUGUUUCGCUUGUGACCCAGUUUCUCUCCUUCGUACAAUGCUGCUUACUUAGCUGCCUAGUUUGUAAUAAUCGACAUUACCUACGGGUAUCAGUGGCACUUACGUAUUGUCGUGGCUCGUGUUUACACGAUUAUGUACUCAUUCCCAGGCAUUCAGCCCAGUCAAGCUUCAUCCAGUUUCUUCCCCUGUAGUAGUCGAGCUCCUUUUUUGCUGCUAUUAAGCUCCAACCUAACUAGUUCUUCGGUCCAUCUCGGC